UCCUCGUCUUAUCAAGGAAGCACGGCUGAGAUUCUGAUGGAAUCUGCGGGGUAAAGAAAGGUGGGGAGGCCCCCCAAAACUGAUUUGAUUGAUGGACCGACCGAUUGAUUGAUUGACCGACCGAUUGAUUGCUUGAUUGAACUGGGGCUGGACGGCAAGAGGCAAGAAGCAAGAAAGCGGAUUUCCUGAGCGAGGACGGGAGUACAAUACAUGCAGUCAGUGGAGAGAAAGCCGCAAACGAUCUCUCGACUUUACUUUUUUGGUGUCAGUUCCUGUCUUCCCUCCUUGCUGGCCGCCUCCGACCGCGCAUACUACCUAUCAGAGCAAGCCAUGAUCAGUCCAAGUUUAUCCCCCCCAUCUCCCGCAAAAUGCUUCCCAUCCUGGCUAUACGCCAACCCCUCCCCAUGUGCACCAGAUGAGCUGGUACUGUACACAACGAAAGCAACCCCUGCCUUCGCAUCCAAGUAUGCUUCUUUGAUCGUCUUCAGCAUUGCCUCUAUCUCGUACCGCGCAGACGUUAUGAUCUCAUCUUCUGAUGAACAGGCCGAUUUGAGCAUUAAACAAGACAGUACUUCGACUCCGCCGCAAACAGGAAACCAAAACCAGUCUCCGCCUCCGCGACAAGGAGCGCCGCCUGUCAAUCCUUACCCAAGACAGGGUUGACAAAAGAGAAACCGACGCCCGAUAAAU
Messenger RNA from Aspergillus japonicus CBS 114.51, 690 nucleotides. RefSeq lists its product as uncharacterized. The record is from RefSeq and is a predicted model, not a curated record. The coding region runs from base 211 to 663 and encodes 150 amino acids. Lineage: Eukaryota; Fungi; Ascomycota; Eurotiomycetes; Eurotiales; Aspergillaceae. The transcript has 3 exons.